Molecule: messenger RNA, 1151 nt
Organism: Ostrea edulis (European flat oyster)
Lineage: Eukaryota; Metazoa; Mollusca; Bivalvia; Ostreida; Ostreidae
Exons: 4
Coding region: 180-1121 (313 amino acids)
Biological process (GO): signal transduction
Molecular function (GO): protein binding
Source: RefSeq, a predicted model, not a curated record
GAAAUGCUUAAUGUUUGAAUUAACUUAAAAUUGUACUUUCGUUUUUGUAAAGGGAAAGGGAUCAUGAGACUGAGAGAGUGUUUCAGAAGACCUGCAUUGCAGAUUGCUGCAAUUAUUUAGACAGAUGAAACAUCACAGAAUUUAAGGACUAUAUACUGCAACGUAAUCAAUGAUUUAAAAUGGCUGUCAAUCAGACUUGCAAUACCAACAGAACAAAUGCUGAGAGAAUUGAAGUGGAGCUUUUAAAGUUUUUAGAAGACCAUAUUUAUACAGGAUCAGAUUCUCUGCAGAAAAUAAUGUUGUAUCUAAAGCAGCAUGUCCGGUCCAAUGUACAAUCUGUCACAGAAGUAUUCGAUGCACUCAAAGCUAAAGGAGUGAUAUCGUUAGGAAAUUAUAAAAUUCUGAGUGAUGGUAUCUUGGAUGUAAGGAUAACCCAGGGGAUUAAGGAUUUUGAGAAGAGGAUCCAUGCUGAAUUAAGGAGUGGGUGUGACGAGUCCAACCAGCAGUCUACCUCUUAUGAUUCUGCAGCAAACUCCCAAACCCCUGAUUAUGACAUAGACAUGCUGUUUGACUACUUAUCCAAAAAACUUUCCCCACCUAGUAUGCUGAUUUUCUCAACCGAACUUCUGGGUGAAACACAAAUGGCGGAAACCCCACAUGCUCUCAGAAAUCCUUCAGAUGCCUACUUUAAGAUGAUGCACACGUGGCGCUGUAGGCAACCUAACAUUGACCACAAAGCAAAACUCGGAGAGAUCUUCUCCUCGAUGGAGAGACAGGAUUUAGUGGAGGAAAUGGAAAAUUUUCCCGUAAAGGACUUUCAAUAUGCUGAGACAGUGAUUGAGCCAACAAAGCGUUUUGAUGAUUCUGAUAUUUCAAUCGUGGCUAGUAAUCUGGCUACAGGGUAUUACCACGUUGUGCGCUUUCUUGGUGUGAAGCAGCGUAAGAUAGAACAAAUCGAGGCAGAUUAUCCUGCAAUUAGGGAACAGAUAUAUCAGACUCUGUUGAUGAUUAAAAGGGCCAAACCAUCACUAACCAGACAGGAUCUCUGCAAUGCUUUAUAUUAUGCAGACCAUCAAGAUGUGAUUGUUAGUCUUAACUCUAAGUGGAGUAAUUCCAGUUGAUGUAUACAAAUAUAGAAUUAAUACAUUUCA